GGUCGCCAAAAACAUCUGUUUUCUGAAGCAUUACUGAUUGAACAUUUUUUAUUUAGUUUUGAAUUUUUAUUGUUGACCUCUCAACAAUAGCGUACGCCUUUGAAAUGGGCACAAAACGUCGCAAUAUCGAAGAUGAGCUCUCACGCUUCGAAGCGGAGAUCUCUAAGCCGCCAGCGCGAAACCUUUUUGUACCAAAUCAAGUACGCCCGAUCAUCGCGGCGAAUACGUAUAACAACGUGCAGCAGAAAUUGCAGCAGCAUCAGCCUCGCAUGGCGGUGCCACCACCUCCAAUACCACCACCGCCAACAUUUAUGUCUACAUUCGUACCGACCGGCAACGGCUCAUCUACUUCGCCAUCCAAACCUAUGUCCGCCACCCCGGUUGUGCUAAGCAGUGCGCCGAAGCUCUAUCAGUGUCGUCAGUCGGUGCAUGUGCCGACGGUGGCCACGGCUCCAGCAAUUGACAUUAACAUCAAUACCAUACAGUUUGAUGUUACGCAGAAACUCAAAAAGCUUAAGGCUGAAAAAUCGGGACCCAAUCCGAUUGCAGAAGAAGCUAUCAAAGCAGCGCGCGCUUCAUCGGCGCUGCAAUCAUUUCAGACCACAGAGCGCAAGAAGAAGGAUCGGAAGACUGUGCGUAUUGCCGGUGGCACUGUGUGGGAAGAUGCCUCAUUGGCGGAUUGGCCGGAUGAUGAUUUUCGUAUCUUUUGUGGCGAUCUCGGAAAUGAUGUCAACGACGAAGUGCUGACGCGCACCUUCAACAAGUUCCCAUCAUUCCAGAGGGCACGCGUUAUUCGCGACAAACGAACCGGCAAAAGCAAAGGAUUCGGCUUUGUCAGCUUCCGCGAACCGGCUGACUUCAUACGUGCCAUGAAGGAAAUGGACGGACGCUACGUGGGCAGUCGGCCAAUUAAGCUGCGCAAGAGCACCUGGCGACAGCGCAGUCUGGAUGUAGUCAAGAAAAAGGAACGCGAGAAGCAAGUGCUCCUUCAGGCUUUUAACUCCAUGAGUUAAAAACACUGCCCGCACUAAGUCGACACAACAAACAAUUUUAGGCUAGUUUUGGUCGCAUUUUGAUGUAACAAAUUUGUAUUUCGAAUGUCUGGAUGUGGCUGCUGCAGAAUAAGCGUAAAUUAAAACAAAUGUUAAAAUACAUUUUUUAGCAAAAGCAAAAA
Molecule: messenger RNA, 1174 nt
Organism: Drosophila montana
Lineage: Eukaryota; Metazoa; Arthropoda; Insecta; Diptera; Drosophilidae
Product: RNA-binding protein 42
Exons: 1
Coding region: 105-1013 (302 amino acids)
Molecular function (GO): mRNA binding
Source: RefSeq, a predicted model, not a curated record